UCUGUUCAGGAUGACACAAUGAUCAGAUUUGAAACCUCAGGCAGGAAAUGAGGCUUUUUUGACAGAGCUUCUGCGUUUCCCCUACGUAAAGAGCUGGUUUGAGGGAUUUAUCAAAGUGUGACGUCAUGUCUGUGCUCAGAAUCUUGUGCUGUCUGCUCAUAAUUUAUCACCUCAGCAACGGGAAGAAAAUCAGAGGAAGCAGAUCAGAUGUGUGGGAGCCGGCAGAGAGGGCCGUCCUGCGGGUGAAAGAGCCACAUGUCAGCAGGUCAGUCUUCAGGCUGUUUUUGGGAGGUGAGGACACCUGCACGCUGGACCUUCUGCAGCUGCAAACGCUCACCUCCUGCGGCUUCAACAGCAGUAAUCCCCUCAUCAUCAUCACUCAUGGGUGGUCGGUGGAUGGUAUGAUGGAGAGCUGGGUGUUCAGGAUGGCCACUUUGCUAAAAGCAAACGCUGUAAACGUUAACGUGGUGAUCACCGACUGGAUGUCUCUGGCUUGUCAGCAUUAUCCUUUAGCUGUAAAGAGCACCCGCACUGUGGGGAAGGAUAUAGCUCACCUGCUGCAAAAACUUCAGGAAAAGUACCAGUAUUCAGCUAGAAAGGCUCAUCUGAUUGGCUACAGCCUGGGAGCUCAUAUAUCUGGAUUUGCUGGCAGUUUUCUGUCUGGUUCAGAGAAGAUCGGAAGAAUUACUGGCCUGGAUCCAGCAGGGCCUCUGUUUGAAGGGAUGUCUCCCACAGACAGACUUUCUCCUGACGAUGCCGAGUUUGUGGACGCCAUCCACACCUUCACCCAUGAACGUUUGGGCCUCAGCGUUGGCAUCAAGCAAGCCGUGGCACAUUACGACUUUUACCCCAACGGAGGAGACUUUCAGCCUGGGUGUAACCUGCAGAACAUCUACGAGCACAUCAGCGAGUACGGGAUCUCUGGCUUCGAACAGACAGUGAAAUGUUCCCACGAGCGCUCCGUCCAUCUGUUCAUGGACUCUCUGCUGAACAAAGACAAGCAGAGCACGGCCUACUUGUGCAGCAACAACAACGCUUUUGGCAGGGGGGUCUGCCUGGACUGCAGGAGGAACCGCUGCAACACUCUGGGUUACAACAUCAAGAAGGUUCGCACGGCCAAAAGCAAGAAGCUCUACCUGAACACACGAUCCCGCAUGCCUUUCAAACUCUAUCACUACCAGUUCAGGAUCCAGUUUAUCAACCAGACUGACAGGAUUGAGCCCACUCUCACCAUCUCCCUGACCGGAACAAAGGAGGAGAGUGGAGACCUCACCAUCACCAUAGAUGAAGGCAUUUCAGGGAACACAACCUUCACCUUCCUGAUCACGCUGGACAAAGACCUGGGAGAGCUGAUGCUGCUCAAGCUGAGCUGGGAGRCGUCGGAUUUGUGGAAGAACGUGUGGAACCGGGUGCAGAUUAUGUUUCCUUGGGCCGGCCAGGAGAGCAAACCGCAGCUGACUCUGGGAAAAAUCAGCGUCAARGCAGGAGAGACGCAGCAGAGGACAUCGUUCUGUGCCAUGACAAAUGAACAACACGUGGAAGUUGCUCAAGAAAGAGAGUUUGUUCGCUGCAAAGAAGACAUGCAGCGGCGUAAAAGAAAGCAUCAAAAGGCUCCUGAAGACUGAAAACUUUCCCUCCUUGUCAUCAAGUGGUGCAGAUUUAAGGGUUAUUAUGAAAGAAACACAGAAAAUGCCUUAAAGUUAAAAAUCUAAUAAAAUUAUGUUUAUAAUAAACAUAUAUAUUGGAUUUUGUAAUAAUUGUAUUUUUUCAGAGGGAUUUUAUAGUCAAAUGCCAACAAUUAUUAAAAAAAAUAUUAAACACAUAGAAAACAAAAAUCAGAAAAAAAAACAUUUUACUGUUCAUUUCUAAACAUGUCUUAAUUAAAACAAAACUACCUAAAGAGCCAUAUGUUCAUCAAACCAGAGCAAUAAAGUAUUUUUUUAAAUUC
Messenger RNA from Austrofundulus limnaeus, 1948 nucleotides. RefSeq names its product lipase, hepatic a (gene lipca). Gene Ontology annotation, biological process: lipid catabolic process. The transcript is spliced from 9 exons. The record is from RefSeq and is a predicted model, not a curated record. Gene Ontology annotation, molecular function: apolipoprotein binding; lipoprotein lipase activity. Lineage: Eukaryota; Metazoa; Chordata; Actinopteri; Cyprinodontiformes; Rivulidae. The coding region runs from base 126 to 1625 and encodes 499 amino acids.